This is a messenger RNA of Abrus precatorius (Indian licorice), 3691 nucleotides long. Its product is annotated as tRNA wybutosine-synthesizing protein 2/3/4. The transcript has 9 exons. Gene Ontology annotation, biological process: tRNA methylation. Gene Ontology annotation, molecular function: tRNA methyltransferase activity; protein binding. Bases 65 to 3181 code for a protein of 1038 amino acids. The record is from RefSeq and is a predicted model, not a curated record. Gene Ontology annotation, cellular component: cytoplasm. NCBI's taxonomy places the organism in Eukaryota, Viridiplantae, Streptophyta, Magnoliopsida, Fabales, Fabaceae.
ACGUUUACCUCUUGACUCUACUAAACUAGUUGAAAGGUUUCGUGGUGGGUUUACAGAAGAAACAAUGGAGUUCGAGAAGAGAAAGGCGGCGACGUUAGCCUCACUGUGUUCAACGGAAUCGGACAAAUCACCGAAGGGAACGUUAGACGCGCCAAUCAUCCCUCUCCUCAACACUCUGAACCAAAACCCUGAUUACUUCACCACCAGUUCAUGCUCUGGCCGAAUCUCCAUUCUCUCUCAACCACUCUCUACCUCUCCCAAUCCCAAGAAGAAAGCCAGAGGCGGUUCUUGGCUUUUCGUUUCCCACAACCCCGCCGAUCCCGACUCAGUUCUCUCCCUUCUCUUCCCCUUCGAGUCAACUCACUCCUCCCUCGUUUCCGAACUCGUCUUCAGAUUCGAACCCCUCAUCAUCGCUCUCGAGUGCAGAGACCUCUCUUCCGCUCUCUCACUCCUCUCCCUCGCCAUCUCCUGUGGCUUUAGAGAAUCUGGCAUCACCAAUGCUAAUAAGCGCGUCAUCAUCGCCAUUCGCUGUUCCAUACGUUUGGAGGUGCCGUUGGGAGAUACGCGCGAGCUUAUGGUCACUCCCGAGUAUGUUCGUUACCUUGUUCAGGUUGCAAACGAUAAAAUGGAAGCCAAUAGGAAAAGAACUGAGAGGUUUCUCGAAGUGUUGCACUCCAUGCUUCCCGAUAACUGUAACCAUUUGUCGUCAACUCAUGAAGUGGGGCCUGUUUGUGAACUCGACGAUGAAACUCAGUUAGGAAGCUCCAAUGCUGGAACCUUUUCAGGGUUUAUGGGUUCUCCUGGUUGUAGUAUGUUGAUUGCCCAUUUCAAAAUUGUUGGUGAACCGGUGGAGAAACUUUUCCUUUGGGGUCACUCAGCUUGUGUGUUGGAUAAGGCUGACCCCAAGAGAGUUGUGGUAUUUGGUGGCUUUGGAGGCAUGGGGAGACAUGCUAGAAGAAAUGAUUUGUUGCUGCUUGAUCCAUAUUCUGGCAAUCUUGAGAUAAUUAGUGCUUUUGGGUGCGCUUCUCCAUCUCCACGUUUAGGCCAUACAGCUUCCAAAGUUGGAGAUUCCAUGUUUGUGAUUGGAGGUCGGACUGGUCCUGAUAAAAUUCUGAGUGAUGUAUGGAUCCUCGAUACAACUAAGAAUUGUUGGAAGUUACUGGAAUGCGGUGGCAGUGUCUUUCCUCCAAGGCAUCGUCAUGCUGCAGCUGUCAUGGGUUCAAACAUUUAUGUAUUUGGGGGACUUGAUAAUGAUAUUAUCUUUUCCUCCUUUUAUAUUUUUGACACAAUUAAUUUCCACUGGAAAGAAAUACCAGUUUCUGGGGACUGGCCUUGUGCACGCCACUCACAUGCGAUGGUGGCAUCUGAUUCACAGAUUUUCAUGUUUGGUGGAUACAAUGGUGGGAAAGCACUUGGGGAUUUGUAUAGCUUUGAUCUUCAAAAGGGUAAAUGGACAAAGGAAAAGACAGCUGGAAGGAACCCACAUGCUAGGUUCUCCCACUCAAUUUUUGUCUAUAAGAAUUAUCUUGGAGUUCUUGGUGGUUGUCCAGUUAGACAACAUUGUCAAGAGUUGGCUUUACUUGAUUUGAAGCAUCGACUAUGGAAGCAUGUAACCCUCAAUUCUGUGGGUAAAGAUUUGUUUGUGCGUAGUACAGCCAAUGUUGUUGGUGAUGAUCUUGUUAUGGUUGGUGGUGGUGCAUCAUGCUAUGCAUUUGGAACCAAGUUCAGUGAGCCAGCAAAGGUCUGCUUGCUCCAUUUAAUGCAUUCACAUGAUGAUCUUAUGCCUGUCAAAAACCAAGGCAUGCAUAUGAUUUACCAAAAUGAAGGGACAAACGGGAAUAAACUUGAAAAUUCUCUAGGACCACAACUUGAACAUGCACCUAAUAUAUCUAAAUAUGAAAAUUUAUAUUUUAAUGAUAACUCACCUUGCUUGAAUGAUCAAAGUCAAAUGAUUACAUCACAUUGUGUUCUUCAGCUUGAAAAGAAUUAUGCAAAAUUGGGGAAGGAUAUAUUGAAGAAAUUUGGAUGGUUAGACUUAGGGAGGAAAGCAUACUCUGAAGAGGGUGGAGCGCAUAUCUGUUUUCCUGUCCGUCAAGAAUUUUUUGCUGUAUUUCAUGAAAGGAACCAUCAUUCAGGAGAUGCAUUUGAUGGAAAAAAUGAAGUUUCCUCUUUGAAACCAAUUAAACAACAUGGAUACUUGUUAAAUGAGUUAUCCUGUUCUGAAGCACUGACUCUUCUCCAUGAAUACGGUGCCAUUGUGCUGGCAGAUGAGGUGGUUGAAGUAAAAAAAGGUGUAAAAUCUCCUUUGAAAGUUAUGACUGAAGCUGUGACAUCUUUGAUUGAGCAUAAAGGCCUACCAACAUGGCUUCUAGAGGAACUGCCAACAAGAUGGGAUCGGCUUGGAGAUAUUGUUAUACUUCCAACUACUUCUUUUAAAGAUUCCAUGUGGGACUCCAUUGCAAAAGAGCUUUGGCCCAUUGUUGCCAAAUCACUCAAGGCUCAUCGUCUUGCUCGCCAGGGCCCAGUUGCUGCAACUGGUACAAGAGAUAGCACAUUGCAGAUUCUUCUUGGUGAUAAUGGCUGGGUCAAUCAUCGAGAAAAUGGAAUAUUCUAUUCUUUUGAUGCUACAAAAUGCAUGUUCUCAUGGGGUAAUCUUUCUGAGAAGCUCCGGAUGGCCAGGCUAGAUUGUAAAGAUGAGGUUAUAGUAGACCUGUUUGCAGGCAUUGGCUACUUUGUGCUUCCUUUUCUUGUCAGGGCCCAAGCAAAAUUUGUAUAUGCAUGUGAAUGGAAUCCCCAUGCUAUAGAAGCACUCCGACAUAAUCUACAAGCAAAUUCUGUGGCUGAUCAUUGUAUCAUACUUGAAGGAGAUAAUCGAAUUACAGCUCCCAAGAGUGUGGCUGAUAGAGUCUGUCUUGGUCUCCUUCCAUCUAGUGAGUGUAGCUGGGUCACAGCUGUGAGGGCUUUAAGGAGAGAGGGUGGAAUAUUACAUGUCCACGGGAAUACUAAGGACUCAGAGGAAUGUCAGUGGACUGAUCAUGUACUGAAGUCAAUAUAUGAAAUUGCUAGAUCUGAAGGUUAUUGUUGGGAGGUUUCUGUAGAACACGUUGAGAGGGUAAAAUGGUAUGGUCCACACAUUCGUCACGUUGUUGCAGAUGUAAGAUGCAGACAGAUCCAAAGAUAGUGAAUGGACUAGUAUUUGAGGUUAAAGUGGCUUCUGCAUUCAAUCAAUGUGACUGUCAUUAAGGAUAUUUAUGUGCUAAGUUCUCACCGAUCUACCUUUGUGGCCUGUGCCAGUGGCAAAUGUAAAAGCUGACUCAGAAAAUCCUAUUCAACCUUUGGUCGGGCUGGCAAAUAUCUUAGAUAGGAGAGGUGGUGGAGUUGAUAGUUAUGAAAUUUUGUAAUGAAACAACUGUUUGAUGUAUAAUGAUUUGGAACUGAUAGUCUUGUCCUUCCAAAUUUUUUUUUUUUUGUCAAGCCAAAAGAAAAACAGUGUAAAGGGAGUACAAGGGAGGGCUUGAAUUUUUUUGGACACGAAAUUAAUCUGGUUUGUGUGCUUGUUUGGGCAACAAUGAAGCCCAAGUCGAUAGAGGAUUUGGUUUUUUCACAGAGCUCGAUUUUUGUGUUUGUGUAGUGUAUUAAAUUAUCGGAGGGACUACAAUGAUUGUUUAAUCCAUUGGCUUGGUUUGUAACU